Molecule: messenger RNA, 4112 nt
Organism: Dryobates pubescens (Downy woodpecker)
Lineage: Eukaryota; Metazoa; Chordata; Aves; Piciformes; Picidae
Gene: IP6K1
Product: inositol hexakisphosphate kinase 1
Exons: 7
Coding region: 364-1668 (434 amino acids)
Biological process (GO): inositol phosphate biosynthetic process; phosphatidylinositol phosphate biosynthetic process
Cellular component (GO): cytoplasm; nucleus
Molecular function (GO): inositol hexakisphosphate kinase activity
Source: RefSeq, a predicted model, not a curated record
CUGCCGCCAUCUUGUUGUUGAUUCGAACGGCAGGGAGCGGGCGGAGGGGAGCUGUGGUGCUGGGGGCUCGGUGUCGCCAGCCCCUGGCUGGGCAGGCAAGGCCGGCCCCGACGCUGUUCUCAGGAAGGAACUCGGCAAGCCACGGUGGUAACAUGAAACCAACAUGGUGAGGAAGCUGGUGGGGUUGGGGGCCCUUCCUGCAUCCCAGCGUACUGCCAGCCCUGCAGAGGAGAGGUGCGGGCAGGCUCCGAUCGCUGUAAGGAAGCAGACUGCCAGGACUCCCCUGCCUGACUGCUGCUGAGCUACCCCUCCAGCCCACGUGGCUCUCCCCAUGCUCCAGGAGUGCAACUGGUGCCCAACGCAAUGUGUGUUUGUCAAACCAUGGAAGUGGGCAAGUAUGGCAAGAAUGCCACUCGAUCUGGAGACCGGGGAGUGCUGCUGGAGCCUUUCAUUCACCAGGUGGGUGGCCACAGCAGCAUGAUGCGCUACGACGACCACACUGUCUGCAAGCCCCUCAUCACCAGAGAGCAGCGCUUCUACGAGUCUCUGCCCCCGGAGAUGAAGGAGUUCACGCCCGAGUACAAAGGUGUGGUGUCUGUCUGUUUUGAGGGAGACAGUGAUGGCUACAUUAACCUGGUGGCCUAUCCCUACGUGGAGAACGAGGCUCUGGAGCAGGAUGAUAUGCCAGAGAGGGACCAGCCACGGCGCAAGCACUCGCGUCGCAGCCUUCACAGAUCAAGCAGUGGCACUGAGCACAAGGAGGAAAAGCCUGGCCUGGCCAGUGACAGCACUGAAAGCAGCAUGCAGGAAACAAAGAGUCCCAGGAUGGACCUGCACAUCCAUUCAGAUGUUCCAUUUCAGAUGUUGGAUGGGAACAGUGGUCUGAGCUCUGAGAAGAUCAGCUAUAACCCCUGGAGCCUGCGCUGCCACAAGCAGCAGCUGAGCCGCAUGCGCUCCGAGUCCAAGGACCGAAAGCUCUACAAGUUCCUUUUGCUGGAGAACGUGGUGCAUCACUUCAAGCUUCCCUGUGUGCUUGAUCUGAAGAUGGGAACCAGGCAGCACGGAGAUGAUGCGUCUGAGGAGAAGGCUGCUCGGCAGAUGAAGAAGUGUGAACAGAGCACUUCUGCCACCUUGGGCGUGCGCGUCUGUGGGAUGCAGGUCUACCAGCUGGACACAGGACAUUACUUGUGCAGGAACAAAUACUAUGGACGAGGUCUUUCCAUCGAGGGCUUCCGCAACGCCCUCUACCAGUAUCUCCACAACGGCAUCGAGCUGCGCAAGGACCUCUUUGAGCCUGUCCUGGCCAAACUGCGAAGCCUGAAGGCGGUUUUGGAGAGACAGGCCUCCUACCGCUUCUACUCCAGCUCCCUUCUCAUCAUUUACGACGGGAAGGACAGCAGGGCAGGGAUGUUUGUGGAGCGCCGGCCGGAGACGCGCCCGAAGCGGGUGGACAGCUCUGUCCCGGAGGGCCUGCAGGAUGGCAGCAGCACGGAGCCUGGCUCCUCGGCACAGCCCAAGGUGGAUGUGCGCAUGAUUGACUUUGCACACAGCACCUUCAAGGGCUUCCGCGAUGACCCCACUGUGCACGACGGACCCGACAUGGGCUACGUGUUCGGGCUGGAAAGCCUCAUCAACAUCAUGGAACAGAUGCGUGAGGAGAACCAGUAGCCCUGUGCUGCGGCUCUCACUGUCCUGGUGGCAGGAGCAGACAAGACCACCUACUGCUAUGGGGAAAAAGCAGAUGACUUUGGUUUUAAACAGUUGUAUUGCUCCAUGUUUUUUAAAUGUACUUGAUAGGAGAGCUGAGGGGAGGCAGGAUGGAAGAGCUCCUUGUGCCAACCACAUGGUUCUGACAGCACUAGAUCUGCCUUCUGGAGGAGGCUAUGUAGAUACCCGGGUGUUCUGGUUCUCCCUUUGUCACAUGUGUGUUCUGAAGGCAGGACCUGGACACAGGGAAGAGAAAGCAGGAGAGCUCUGGGGCUCUUUGAGGGGCUGUGGUGUGAGGAACCUCCUGCCUCUGGAGCCCCCAGGAGAACCUUCCCUUUGAAAUUCUCCUGAGCUAUUUGGAAAGGGCACUUGACGGUUGGCAGUGUCUGUGGGGCUGAUGGUGAGCAGCACAGGUGCUGGCCUAUGUGCUUGGUGUUGUGAGCUCUGCCCUGGGUUUUCCAACGGGGCUUUGCUUUUGAUGCUGCCUUUUUCUGUUGUUUGGGCACUGUGAGUAACCAACCCAAACUCAGAAAUAAAAUGACCAAAUGCAACCCCUGGCAGAGCUGCAGCCGGGAGGGAAUGCCACUGCCCAGAGCUGUGCUCAGGCUUGGGUCCUGCUCCCUCCCCACUGGUGUGGCAUGGGCAGACCUGUGUGCAGGCAGACACGGGGCUCUGUGAGAGUCACUGCCCUGGACCACUGACCAAGCAAGAACUCAGCUCAUGGGCUAGCAAUAGUAUCUGUAGCAGUUAACGUGACCCCAGCUGUGCAGCGGGGCCUUUUGGACCAUUUCAACCCUUCUGUCCUGUAGUGUUGGUCCUACAGGUUGUAGGAGACUAUGUCCCUCCAGCACCAGGCUGUCCUCUUCCCUCUGCUCUUCUGGCAGGUCCAUGUGUGGAGAUGGUGGAAGGGGAGGCUGAGGGUUAGGGCUGACCCCGCUCCUUGUCUCCUCCCAGAGGGCCUCCAGUUGAGGGAGGGGGCUCCUGGCUGAGUGAGGAGUGCCGCCACCAGACUGUUUCCUUUAGUUUUGCUGCAGAGAGUUGGUCUUUCCCAAAAUUAAUAACCAGUAUGGGGAUGAACAGCCAGCUGUGACCUGCUCUGCUGCCAGGCUCCUUCCUGGAGCUGGUGCUUUACCCACAGCUCCCCUUGAUGAGGGCAUUAACGUUUGAUACUGUGGCCUGGUGGUACUGAACCGUACCCCGCUCUGCAUCACCCGCUGUGUUUCUGUACUGGCACCUCCACUUGCUCCCUCCCUGGUGUCAGUGACUUGUUCCAUGGCGUUACCGUUUCCCUGGCUGCCUGAUGAACUGCCUGGGUACCUGCAAGGCCAGGGUUGGGGUUUCUUUGUUGGUUUUUUUGUUGCUGGUUUGGUUUGUUACUUCAGGAAAGCUCGUUUGGAGAAUACUCGCAUGUAGCAUGUGUGCCGAUGCGGUUUGUGCACGGUCUGCUUCGAAAGCGUUGAUGCUGUGCUGGGGGCCAGCCAGAGCUGCCACAGCAGGUGUAGGUCUAUGGCAGGGGCUCUGGAAGGGUGCAGGGGCAGUUGCCAGCUUUCUACCUACAUCAUACCUCUCUGCCUCUCUCCCAGCUCUUCAAAGGCUUGCCCAAGCCACCACUCCCCUCCAGCUCCCUGGAUAAGGACUUCAUUCAUAGAUAUGUUUAGGUUGGAAAAGUCCUUCACAGUCAUCAAGUCCAACUAUUAACCCUCCUCUACCCUGUCCACCACUAAGCCAUAUCCCUAAAGCACCGCUUUUAAACACCUCCAGGGAGGAAGACUUCACUGCUUCCCUGGGCAGCCUCUUCCAAUGCCUGAUAACCCUUUCAGUGAUUUCCGUCCUUCCCCCUCCCCCCUGCCCCCAGUAUUCAGAACUUCCUCUGGUGCAGCUUGAGGCUAUUCCUUUUUGUUCUAGCAGUAGUUACCUGGGAGAAGAGACCAACACCCAAAUGCUGACACCCUCCCUUUGGGUAGUUCUAGAGCCAUCGGUGCCCCUUUGCACUGGCUUCCUGCUCCAUCGCAGCUGCGAGGUGCUGCCCUGCCGGGGGUGGUCCGGGAACGGGCAGGAGGAAGGAGCGAGGCUCGUGGAGCAGGUGACUCAGAGACCUACAACAGCCCUGUUGCCCUUCUGGGCUCCUUGCAUCCUACCUUGUGCAUGUCCUUGCCCCCAGCGGGCUGUGCUCGGGCUGGUGCAGCACCUUGAGUCCUAGGGAGCUCCCCUCCACCUUUCCAGUGUUGCCUCGUGCUCUUUCUCUGGAGGCGGGGGGGCAUUGCCUGUGCUUCCCCCUAGACCACCACAGUGGGACUCCAUAGCUUGUACAUAGCCUUGCUUCCCCCCCAGUUUCUUUUUACAUGAAUAAUCACCCUGUUUGUGCUUCACAGAGAACCAAAAACCAUUAAAGGAUCUGUUUUUGU